Molecule: messenger RNA, 1167 nt
Organism: Manis pentadactyla (Chinese pangolin)
Lineage: Eukaryota; Metazoa; Chordata; Mammalia; Pholidota; Manidae
Gene: ARHGDIB
Product: Rho GDP dissociation inhibitor beta
Exons: 6
Coding region: 67-669 (200 amino acids)
Biological process (GO): Rho protein signal transduction
Cellular component (GO): cytoplasm; membrane; cytosol
Molecular function (GO): Rho GDP-dissociation inhibitor activity; protein binding
Source: RefSeq, a predicted model, not a curated record
UACUCAGAAGUCAGAGUUGAGAGACAGAGGCACCCCAGAGAGAGACGGGAACCACUGAAUAUCAAAAUGACUGAAAAGGCCCCAGAACCACACCUGGAGGAGGAUGACGAGGAUCUGGACGGCAAGCUCAAUUACAAGCCUCCGCCACAGAAGUCCCUCAAAGAGCUGCAGGAGAUGGACAAAGAUGACGAAAGUCUAGCUAAAUACAAGAAAACGCUCCUGGGGGAUGGUCCCGUGGUAGCAGAUCCAUCUGCUCCCAACGUCACUGUCACCCGGCUCACCCUGGUGUGUGAGAGUGCCCCAGGACCGAUCACCAUGGACCUCACUGGGGACCUUGAAGCCCUCAAGAAAGAAACUUUUGUGUUAAAGGAAGGUGUUGAGUACAGAGUCAAAAUUCAUUUCAAAGUGAACAGGGAUAUUGUGUCAGGCUUGAAAUAUGUUCAGCACACCUACCGGACUGGGGUGAAAGUGGAUAAAGCAACAUUUAUGGUUGGCAGCUAUGGGCCUCGGCCAGAGGAGUACGAGUUCCUGACUCCCGCUGAGGAGGCCCCCAAGGGCAUGCUGGCCCGAGGCACUUACCACAACAAGUCCUUCUUCACCGACGAUGACAAGCACGACCACCUCACCUGGGAGUGGAACCUGUCCAUUAGGAAGGAGUGGACAGAAUGAGUGCCUCUGCCCGUCCCUCCCCUGCCCUGGCCGCCUGAGCGAUGCUCUCGGUCCUGUCACCAGCCUGCCCCUCCUUCCUGUUCACAGCCGGGGCUCAGCUCGGAUACUCCCCACGUUCUCUUAUUGACGCAUCUUAUCCUGUACUGUUUCUCAAAGUGGUCCUUAGCAUAAGAUGCUUAAAACCCAGGCUUUACUCCUGCCUUCUCCUUCUAACCCCCCCUCAUGUCCAGAUCUUCAAAGUUCUCUCCCUCAAAACACAAUCAUUUAAUAACUCUUUCUCUUACUCCCAUUUGAGCAACGAGAGGCCAGGAAAUGGGUCAACUGCCACUAACAGUCCGUUGGCCUUGGCUUCCAGUAGUUCAUCCCCCCUGUGGAUCCUUAAAUGGUUGCUGCUGGCUCAACAAAAGUCCCUAAUCACAUUCCCUGCCAGUUGGAGUUCUUUUCUGGGAGACACUGUAAAUGGCAUAAGACAGUAAAUAAAACAGUUGUAUGAUCUGA